Cladocopium goreaui is the source of this 9737-nucleotide messenger RNA. Lineage: Eukaryota; Dinophyceae; Suessiales; Symbiodiniaceae. The record is from the annotation of a GenBank genome assembly.
GGUGUGUCGGACCGUGUUAGCCUUUGGUCGGUUGGUCGGUUUCUCCCCAUUAUGGCGGAAUGGGCGGAUGCUGUGCUUCGGCGGCGUUGCGGCUCUGACGGCCUGCUCAAUGCCUACGGUCGGUGUUUGCGUUUGGUGAAUGGAUUGGCCUCAGGGCCAGGGAUGACUUGGGUCACUGGACGUGUGCAGGCAUGUCUGAACCCCGAUAGGGUGAGGAAUCUGAGUGCUGACCCUUUGGUCACGCUGGUUAGGCAGCGCAUUCGUGACGCAAAUGACCUUGACAGGGCCCUGAUCAGGUUUCUUUGUACGGUCGGUGAGUCGGAUGAGGUUUCUCCAUUUUCGGAGGUCUCUGGUGCUCUGACUGCUUUCAGUCCGGUUCAGAAUCCUUUGGAUAGUUUCAGGUCGGUGAUGCAGGCUGAGCAGCGCAUCUCAGACAUUUGGAUUGAGGCGCUGGAGAUGCCCGAGCUUCCCAGGUUUGACGUUGACUUGCGGCAGCAAACACCACUUGAGACUGAACAGAUUUUGACUCUGGUUGGUGGCAGAACUUUUGGGCGUGAUUUUGGCAACAAAGGCUUGAGACGAGGUAAGUGGGAUUCAGACUCACUGCAUGGUGAGAGUGUGCAGGGUAUCCCGCUUUGGUGUGCGGAUUUGCUGCCUCCUCAACAUUGUGUUGUGCAUGUCGUUCCUGAUCCUGCUAUGGUUCCGCUGGCUGUUGUUGUUGGCUGUGUUCAGGACAUGCCAAAAUGGAUCACGCCCUUGGUGGUUGAUGCCGACCGUCAACGUGAGCUCAUGGUAGGUUCGGUUAUGCGUUGCUUGCCGUCUGGAACCUGUACAUGGGAGUUGGAUGGAUCUGAAAUCUCGAUGCCGACGUCAAGUCAGGUCUACUCGAUGCCUCCUUCCAUGUUGGCUAACACGGUCUGUCACAAUGAGGUUGAGAUCCUCUCGGGGGAGGUCGGCCUUUUUGAAUCCAAAGGGAUUUCGGUAGCAUGGCCUAAAACGGUCACCAGCGCGAACCCAUGGCUGCAUUUUCGUUCGUUGCUUUUGAGUGAUGUCGUGGCCUUUGAGUUCGAUGAGCAGGUGAAAGAAAGUUGUGGCGCUGACAUUGGAGGGCACAAGUCAUCCAAAUCCAGAAGGAAGCGAAAGUCAAAGCCGUUUGAACAGGAGGAUGGUGAAGGCAAACAUCGGCGAGUUGGCGACGGAGGCACUGGAGCUGGUUUUUCACCUUCAGGUGGAGGUGGGCACAGCCACGUUGGCUCAGACCAUGCAGCAGAGGAGGGUCGGACCUUCACUUGGAGGACUCACGACUCUGAAAAUGCCGUGCAACUCCAUGCCAAAUCCAAGGCGGGACCAAAGGAUCGACAGUCGCAUGAAACUCCAAGUGGGAGUGGAGAAGCACACCCUGAAGAGGGCCGAAGUCGUGGACGAGAUGUGGACAAUGUGGAAGGAAUGAGGGAUGCUCGCUCUCGAGGUCGAGGGUCUGACGGAGGCACUAGGUCGGCUCGACCAAAGUCGCCAUCUCUGUCUCCGAUGCCACAUCAGAGGAUGGCAAUUAGCCGCCAGCGUGCUACUACGGAGCGUGAACCUCGUGCAGUGCUUUUCCCGCCAGAUUGGCAAUGCCCUACACCGGAAUGUGUGAAUCACACCAAGAUGGUCUUUGCGAAGAGAAGCCAAUGUCCUAUUUGUGGGGCCGCCAAACCUUCAAGUACGACCGGAGGAUCAAAGACUGAGAGAAUGAGUGGCGCAGUGUACAGAAGGUAUCAGCCGGCCAAUAGAGACGUCUCACCUGGACGGGUUGAGAACUCUCAUCAAGAAGUGCAAGAUGAUGAAGCCAGUGAACGUGCUCAGGCGUCGGACCCUAUCUCGGAUUUUCCUGCCUUCGAGGACCCUGGGAAGGGAAUGGAACAACAGGUAGGAGUGGAGGUGGUUUGCGAUCAAGGCCAAUGGCCAGGACAGUGCGUCAUGUGCUUUCAAGACCUUUCGGUGUGUCAAGGAUGUCUGACCCCCAGGUUCAUGGAUCAAGUGGUCCCCUCCGGGGAACUGCCAGCUUCUUUGGAAUGCGCCUCGACGAUCUUUGAUGUUUGGAAAUUGGAAGAGGUGCGCGGCUUGAGAAGAAUACAGUCUUUCGCUUUUGAGAUCAUUGAGGAGAUGCUCACAGCGGUGUGCUGGAAAGCUGUGGUAGGGGAAAGAACCAUUAUUGUGGUUUUUGACCAAUUUUGGAUGAGUUGGAUUACUCCCAAGGUAGGUUUCAAACUUGCGGUUCUGGAUGCUCGUUUGUGCGGUGUUUAUGAUGGUCUGUCGGUUUUCUUCGUGGCCAGGGAGGGUUUCUCCUUCCUGGUUCGUAGAUGGAUUGAUGAAGACACCCGGUGUCUUGAGUUGUUCGCUGGUAUCGGAGGAUGGAGUGAGGCACUGCCCUUUUUGGACGAUGGAUGCGGGAUUGUCUCCAUCGAAAUUGACACUCGUAAGGCGAUUGCGUUGAGUAAAAUGAGGGGAUGCCAGGCCGUCCCUUUGGAGGCAAUCCUGCCCGACAUGUUGUCCCUCGACAUUGUCGUCAUUGGAGAUGUGAGAGAUAGGCGGUGGUUGAAGCUUACCCUGGGGUGGCCUUUUCGGGUGCUCAUGAUGUCACCACCUUGCACUUCCUUUUCAGGUGGGGGAAAUUGCUUGGGCAUUCAUGACGAGAAUGGGCAGCUGAUGCUUCAUGGCCUGGGGAUUGCAGCUGUGGUGAAUGCAGAGGUUUCAUGUGGUGAAAAUGUGAAAGGACUGAUCAGGCACCCACACUGGGCUCUCAUUGGCCUCUUUGCUCACAUGUUGGGGCUGCGGCACUUGCGUGUGAAGUUGUUGGAGCUUUCACACAUUGUUCCUAUGAAGCGUCCAAGGUGUUUCUUCUGUUUCUUCCGGGUCUUGCUUGAUUUCCCAAUCAACGAAGGUACCGCUUUGAACUUGCCGGCUAAGUUGUGGCAAAUUUCUGAGAUGUUUGUGCAGGGCAUCUCGGAGGAACAAGAGAAAGUGCUUGCCAAGUGGGAACUGCUUCCCUUUUCACUGAAGAGAUUGUGCAGUAGGGAGGCGGAUAAGGUGUUGGAGGCUCGCACUUAUGACGCGCCCCCAUUGCCGGUUCUUAUGUCUUCUUACAUGCGUCAGCAUUUGUUGCCUUGGUCUUCAUUGUGUGACAAAGGUCUCUUCACGUGGUUGGUUAGGUUCGGGCAAUUGAGGAGGUACCUGCACCCGUGUGAGGCUGCCAGACUUUUUGGCUUUGGACCGGUCUUUCCUUUUGUUGAGGAUGCCGAUGAAUGCAUGUCUGCAUUGGGGAAUUGCGUUGCCCCUAUUCAGGUCUUGCAGAUUUUGAGGCCGAUCUUCCAAAGGUUUGGGAUCCUGAAGGUAUUGGCGGAUGUGCCUCUACGUGAAGUCAUUGCGUUGAUGGUUUGUGGCUGGGCCUUCUUGGGUAACAUGGCGGUACGUCGGUUUGGGCCUGAACUUCGGUUUGCUCAGAAAGUUUUUGCGGUCGAGGAUCAGGAAGGGCAGGUGUUGGUGCGUCAUCAUGGAACGUACUGGUGGGUUUCUUCUCGUGGUUUGUUCACGGAAGGAGCGAACAUCCGAGAGGUGCUGUCGGAGGUCCUGGGUUUGGGGAAGAAGGUUGAUCUUUUGCGUUGCCUGCUUUUCGAGGAUGUGAUCGAGGUUCACGUGGAAUUUGAACCGGUCUUGUUGCGGGGGGUGAACUUCACAUUGGGGGUUUCGCCUUUGUCGACAUGGAAGGAAUGCCUGGUGAGCACGGGGCAGGAGCUUUGUCUUGGCGCGCUGAAUGCAAUUCGGCCUGAUGUGCCAGCGUGGAUGGUCGACUUCAGGCUUUGUGAAGUUCCGAUUCAACCCAUUGGGAGGAUUCAGGUCCACCCGUUGGCCACGGUAGGGGAAGUUCAGUCGUAUUUGUCCACUCGCUUCUUUGGGGGUCGAGCUGUCCCGAUGAUCACGGUGGGAGGCAGGUCGGUUUCGCAUGAUACACUCAUUUUGGCUGCCAAUUGCACAGGUGUGCUUCGGCUGAGACUGUUUCCGUUGAAAGGGGGUGCUCUUUCACUUGCGGCUACGGAGGAGCGAUUGAGGGAGUUGUUGAGGGAGCAUGGGGUUCCUGAGGAAGAGCUUGCCCAGCGAGUGGCCACUCUGGUCGAAAAAGUUUCCUACGAGGUCUGUAAGCGGUGCUUGGAUUCCAAAACUCCAUGGGCCGCGCUCAAGGCGGAGGCCACGAAGCAAGACGUCAGGUUGGUGACGGUCCUAGAGCGGGAGAGAAAAGCGGCAGGUUCCACAUCGUUGCAAGCCAAGGAUGUCGACCCUCUUCAGGUCAACGACCCGUGGAAAAGGGCUGGGGUAGGGCGAGGAAAAAAGCACGCCAAGGAUUUGAAAGCAUCCAAGUCCGCCAACCUGAAGAUUGAUGACUCCUUCUUCCAUGUCCAGGGGAAAGAGCUCCCAGUCAUCUCGAUUGAGGAUCUUCUUAAAGGAGCAUCUGGGUUGGUGGUAGAGCAGUUGCAUGCGAUUGGUGAAAGGUUGCCCGUUAUACUUCAGCGGAGUCGGACAACUGGUCCUGCGGCGUUGAUCGUGUGUGGAUGCUCUGUGAAAGACCUUCCAAGGGAACUUGUCACCUCCAAGUGCAGUGAUGUGGUUGUGCCAGGUUGGGUGGGACCCCACUCUUCUGCUAUUCGGUCGGUUUUGGUGCAGGUGGGUGAUGUUGAGGUUCAGUACAAAAUUGCCAAGGCUGACAUGGUAGUGCAAGACCACGUGGCGACGAAGGUUGUCAUGAUUCACGUCUACAGGGACGAGUCUACGUAUUGGGGUGAACUGCAAAGAGGCACCGCCUUUUACCUUCGUAAACUGGGUUUCCAGGAGACCAAGAUGAUUCAACAGGCUUGGGGGCUUGGCUUCUACGCAGGGAAUAAAAGGGUCGGUGUCAAGGACGCAGUCUAUGCACAUGGCUUUGUGCGUAUCUUGGAGGCCUUUGUGGAGCCGCUGUUGCAGCUUUCUGGGACUGAUGGUAUGUACGCUACACCAAGGACUUCUGCACGGACGGUUGAUCCCGCUUACAAAGUCAUCACGUUCCCAGGUUUCAAUCUGGAAGACGCGAAGAGGCAGAAGGACAUUUUGGAGGAUGUGAUGGGCUUGGUUCGCACCUCGAAGGGGUAUGGUGUGAGAGUCCACGAGUCCAAGUACAGUAGCACCAAAAGGGCUUUGUUUCCUGAUCUUGAGGUUUCGGACGAAAGUGAUUCUGGUGGCCCCCGAAGGUUCAGACUUUUGGCCGUCCCGGCUGAAUACGAGCGGACCACUUUGAAAGCGUUGCUUCGUAAGGUUGGUUGGGCAGCGAAGGUGUUACGUGGCCAGGGAUUUGGGACUUGGUUGGUCUCUUCUGGUGGCCCCCCCCCGGUCAGGUCAAUUGUGGUUAACGAGGCCACCAUUGUCAUCCUGGAAGAUCAAGCUCAUGCUCCAGGGGCCAUUUUGGCUUCAUCAAGCAGGAACGUCGUGACAAAGACAGCAUGGCAGGUGGCCCCGCAUGAAGGACAAACAUGCAAGGCUGCACCUAUGUUGCCGGAGGUGAAAACAAAGUUUGAGCAGCUUGAAGCCAAAGCUAUGUCGAGGGUCGACAAUCUCGAGCAGCAGGUUUCGGCGUUGGCUGCACAGGUCAAAGAGAAUGCAGGGCAGACUCAGAUUGCCCUGCAAUCCUUGGAAGGGAAAGUGGAACACGUCGCCAAGAUGGAGGUGGGCACGACUAAUCCCAUGCAGCUCCUGGGAAAGUCGGCGGUGAUCUCAGCUUGGAACACGGACGUCGUGUUGCUCUCCGAAACCAGCCACACGCAGCGUGCGGUGAGAGCUAUUUCUGCUGAGUUCAGGUAUGUGGAUAACUGUGAGAUAAUUCGUGCAGGUGUGCAGUUGGUGCGGUCGGUUUCGGGGCCUGCCAUUUUGGCGGGAGAUUUCAAUACCCCUUUGGUCAACUUUGAGGACAUGAAAGGUUUGCUUCACGACGGUUGGGCGGAUGCGGCAUUGUUGGAUGCACGUAGGAGGUCGGUGGUGGAUUUUCAUGAGGAUCUGCCGACGCAUGCGGUGUUGGUUUCGGAGUUUGACUUGCCGUGUACAAAUCUGAGGGUUCACAAGUGGCUUACGCCCAAACCUUUGGACAAGCUGCCCCUUGACUUCGGUAGGCUGGAAAGAUUGGCUGACGCGGUAUCGGUCGAGAUGUGGCAGGUUGCGGUUGAUCGGUGUUUGGAGGAAGGAAAUAUGGACAAGGCUUUUGAGAACUGGUCUGAGAUUGCGGAGACCCUUUUGCUGGCGGCAGUUGACGGUGAGGGAAUUGAUGUUGCCAAGCCGGCAUGGUCUGGUAGAGGUAGGUUGUUUGAGCCGGUUUUGCGUGCGUGGGCACCACCACGGUUUCACACGGGUCGGCCAGGGGAUUUUAGGCUCAGUUUGCCCUCUGUGGCUUUGGAGGCAAGGAGAUGGCAGAAGUUGGUUAGGCAGCUGGAAGCCCUGGUUCGGAAAUUAAAGGUCGGUUGUCGGGCACAGGACUCUCACUCUUUCUCCAUUGAGGUGCAGUGUAUUUGGCGAUCCAUUGUUGGGUCUCCGAUUCGGCCGCGGUUUCCGAGAUGGGCCUCUGAGGCUGUUGGAUUUGAAGUGCAUGUUUUGCCAAGCCUUGCUAUUCUGGAAGUCUUGUAUCAAGCUGCGGCCACCCAUGCGCAGGAGGUAGCUAGGAGGUGUUGGGCUACCAAGCGUGAGUGUUUCUUGGCGCAGGUUGAUGAUUCCUGGAAGAAGCAAGGAGGGAGUUUCGCCUUCAAAAUGCUCAAGGAGCAGCAGCAUCCGCCUGUUAUUGAAAUGAGAGUUAGGACGACGGUCAGGUUGGCGCCCCAGAGAUGGUUGCCAGAUGGGAAACAGUGGUUGAGACUGUUGAACGCCUCUGAGUUCCGAGAAGGGGACAAGCUGCAAGGGUAUAGGGAAUGCACAAUCUUGGAGGUCCAGGAGGACUCGAUCCAAGUUGACGUCAGGUUGUCGCGAAAAGAGGCUGCUGAGCUUGAAAAGGUUGAGGUUUCCCUUGACCCCAGUGUUUGGUCCCGGGCCUUCUUUAAAGGUUGGAAUUCGUAUUGGCAGCGUGAAGCAGGUUUGGAAAGAGGUACGCCUUGGAAGGAAAUGUUGGACACAAUUCCGAGUGUCCCUGAGCAUCCCUUGGGAGAUAUACAGUUCGAAGACUGGAAAGCAGCUCUGAGUCGUGCUAAGACUACUUCCAUGAGAGGGACAUGUGGCUGGUCGGUCGGUGAGCUUCGUAAUCUGCCCCUCUGCGUUGUCUCCCCCUUGCUGCGCAUCUUCAAAGCGAUCGAGGUCAAUGCUACUUGGCCGAGACAGUUGCAACAGUGGUUGGUUGUCCUUCUCAGAAAGGACGAAGGCAUCCCGGAGUGGAACUCGGUGCGUCCCAUUUCUGUCGCUUCGGUGGUGUACCGGGUUUGGUCGAGGAUCAGGACUCGUCAGAUGCUUGAGAUCUGUCAGGUGCAUGCCUUGCCAACGGUCGGACCGCGUCUCUCGACCAGGUCCCUUUGGGGGUUUGUUGCGGACUUUGUUGCCGAGGAGAUGCACGCAGGGAAAGCACCCACGGGAUUGGUGUUGGACAUCGUCAAGGCCUUUAAUGUGCUACGACGCCCUUUGGUGUGCCAGGUCAUGUGUCACUUUGGGAUCCCGGAGAGCUUGGCGAGAGCGUGGUUAGCCGGUUUGGAUGGCAUGGAAAGGCAUGUGCUGGUGAUGGGCAAUGCAUACAGGGCGGACCCAGGGGAUCGGGCGGCCACUGCGGGGGUGCCGGAGGGUGACCCCUUGUCUGUGGUGCUUGCGGACAAAGUUGAACCGGUGUUGCGUAUCCUUCCGGCGGUGGAGACCUUUUUGACCUGUUGUGCGUUGCCGAUUUCCCCGGAGAAAUGUUGGCUGUGGAGUGCUUGUAAGGAGGGAAGGAAGCGUCUCAAGUUGGCUACCCUGGGUGAGGUGGCGCAAAACAAGGUUGAUUCUGUCCGGAAUCUGGCCACAAUGUCUGCAUGGUGCGGAGACUUGUCAGGUUCCUCGGUCGGUCUACAAGAGAUUGAGAACGCAGGAUUGAUCUCGUUGCGGUGUGGUUUUGGGGGUGUUUCUUACUUGUUGGCCAAGCAGUUGCGCUCAAUGGAGUGGAUGGUGGUGGGUCUGGAAGCCAGGGAUGACUUUGGUCGGAUGUUUCAUCUGGUGGAGACUCCUCUUAAGGCGGUCAAGGACGUUUUGGAAACUUCGUGGAUGGAUCAGGUGGCGGCGAAUGUCGCGCACCGAAAGGAUUGCUCUGGGAUAGAGCACAUUGACAUUCAACUUUCCAGGACGUGGAUGAAGUAUCCCCUCGGUGAGCAGGCCUUGCUUCUUACGCAGGUGACCGGGGUGACCUUUACUCGGGACUGUUUGUCUCAUGCUGCGGGUGUGGAGGUCUCGCGCGCGUGUCCUUUGUGUGGAGAGGAGGACUCCAGGUUGCACAGGGCUAGAGAUUGUGAAGCAGUCGCUGAUUUGCGUGGGCCGUUUCUGGAGCUGCUUGGGGGUCGGUCGCUGCCGCCGCAUACUUGGGCAUACGGGUUGUGGGAUGAGUUGCCUGUGUUGCGGGAGUGGCAAGCUGAGUCAUGCUGCUUGGAUUGGCCCUUUCUGGUUACCUCUUCUUGUCUCGAGCGGAAGUUUGUCUUCUGUGAUGGGAGCUGUUUGUCCCCCAGGUUCCCAAGGCUUGCUAUUGCGGGAGGUGCGGUGGUCUUGGCAAACUCGAACGGGACCCACGACCUGGUGUGGGCCGGGCUUCUGCCUGGGUUGGCGCAAAGCAGUUAUCGUGCGGAGAUCCUUGCGCUUGCAGUUGCUUUUUCCUCUUUCACCUGUGUCACGGUUUUCUGCGAUAACCUCGCGGUUGUGCGGGUUGCCACUGGUCUGUUGAAGCUGCCGGAGGAGCAUAGGUUGUCCAGUCUCCCUGCGGAUCAUAAGGACCUUUGGGUGUUCUUCUGUGGGGCGGUGGCAGGUAGGUCGUGGGGUGCAUGCAUCGUGCGCUGGGUGAAGGCGCAUCAGGAUCCUCAGCGCUUGGUGGGUGAGGCCCGUAUUCUGGCCAUUUUCAAUGCAAGGGUUGAUGCGGAGGCAAAGAAGGUGGUUGUUGAAAGGGCGCAGCAUAGGCUGUAUCGGGCGCUUUUCAGGGAAUACAACACUGCGAAGGAAGACGCGGCGAGACUGGCGGACUUGCAUGUGGCAAUUGCGCAGGCUUUCGUCGAGGUCGAAAGACCCAAGGUCGGUGAAUGGGAGCCUGACGGUUUUGUGGUGGUAGGUAGAGGUGCGCGGCUCGAUGAGAUCUCGCUCCGGUCUCAGGUUCAUUCGGGCUUUGGCAGGAGGUUGCAUGAAUGGCUGUGCUCCCUGAGGUGGUAUCCAUCAUGUGCCGCAGGUUGGUGUGGGAUUUCAGCACUCGAAUUGCUUUGGCAAUUUGUCUUCGACACGGGUUCGCUUCCUCCGUUUUGGUACGAUGGUAAGUGGUGUGUUUUGGAGGACUCGACGCUCAACUCCUUUGUGCUUCCGCGGAUGUCGCAGUUGUAUCGUACGUGGGUCCGCGCGCUUUGUGCCGUCGACGGGCUCCCGGCGGGUGAUGUGGACGAUGUUUCGGGUCUGCCCUUUGCGCGGCUUGGUGCCCGUGGGUUGUCUGUGGGCGGUCGGAUCCCCCUUCACCCCGCUGUGGUCGCGGAUUUGUCCUCGCUCUUUAGGAG